AUGUCGUCCUUCUUUACUGCUCCUGCUUCUCAAAGAAAGCGAAAACGACCAGAAAACGAUCGGGCUCAACCGCGCAAGCGAAGAGAUGUGGAGAAGAACCGGAGCACAGACAGAAGAAUAAAAAGUGCCACUACAGAGAGAUCACACCAGCCGCCACCCGAGGAAGAGCGAGAUGAUGAGAUAUCAGGCAGUGACUCCGGGUCUGAUAUUGGCUCAGAAUCACUAGAGGCUUCCGAUGCGACGUCAGAAGAGGAUGAGACUGGCGCUGAACGACGAGUCCGUUUGGCACAACGCUACCUGGACAGGAUAAAAGGAGAAGUUGAUGAAGCUGGGUUUGAUGCCGAAGAUUUGGACAAGGACAUUAUUGCGCGGCGACUGAAAGAAGAUGUGGACGAAGUGAAAGGAAGGCAGUUUCGACUCAUUGCGAAUUCUCUUGAUUUUCAAAAUGCCGAUCAUAUCAAUUUCCGAGCCGAUACUUUGUCUACGACUGGUGUAGCUGUUUGCAAGCCAUAUGUCUAUACCGUGAGCAUAGAUAAGACUCUGAUAAAAUGGCAGAUACAGUCUCCGCAAAUUGCCCGAACGCGUAGCGCUGGAAAGAGACAAGGUCAAGAUGGCGUGAAGAGGAGGCCGAAACAGCUCGCAUUCGUGAAAGGCGUCAAGGUUCGGGCAUCGGCACAGCAACAGUAUGGGCAUACGGCUGCCAUACUAUCUCUUGCUGCAUCACAGGAUGGGAAAUAUGUUGCGACAGGGGGAGCCGACAACAAGCUAAUUAUAUGGGCUGCAGACGACCUACGUCCACUGAAAACAUUCCAUACGCACAGAGAUUCUGUAGUAGGCCUCGACUUUGCACCUUCUUCAUCUAGCACUUCAGGCUUCGGUACGCAAUUGUUCUCGUCGAGCAUGGAUCGAAGCAUAAAGACAUAUAGUCUGGCAGGGGAAGAGAGCUUAGCAUACGUGGAGACCUUGUUUGGUCACCAAGAUCACGUUGCUGCCAUAUCUGCUGUGUCACAGGAUCUAUGCGUGUCAGUCGGUACGCGAGAUCGUAGUGCAAGGUGGUGGAGAGUGGUUGAUGAGACACAGCUCAAGUUUCUGGGUGACUCUUCCAGAAACGACGAGUAUCAGACGGGAAGCCUGGAUUGUGUCGCAGCAGUUCCUCCUAAUCACUUCGUAACAGGUAGUGACAGUGGAGCCAUACAGCUUUGGAGUCAGCAUAAGAAAAAGUGUGUCUAUACCAUACAAACUGCUCAUGGUAUUGAUCCAUUACCAGCACUAGAAGGCGUGACUAGCGAGAGCGAUCCAAAGGUCAUCGAAGAGCUGAAGAAGUCAGACAGACGCAGGUCAACCCCUCGAGCCAUUACAAGUCUAGUGGCAUUACCCGGCACAGAUGUCGUGCUAAGUGGUAGUUGGGACGGUUGGAUUAGGGUCUGGAAGGUUAGUGACGAUAAACGCACCCUGGAGCCACUCGGCAAAGUAGGAGGAUCAACAGAUGUCUCUGAUGCGGAUGGAAAGGCACACAUGAAUGGAUGGUCUAAUGGCGAAGCAAAGGCUCUAUCCUCUCCUAAUGAUCAGGGACCGAUUCGAGGUGUUAUUAAUGGUCUUGCUGUCUUCGAGCGGAGGAAAGAGACAGUAAAUGAGUUUGGUGGGAAGAAGGAAGGGGAGUGUCAAGGACUAUGUAUUGUGGCAGGCACUGGUAAGGAAAUGAGACUGGGCAGAUGGCUGAACAUGAAAAAUGGUCGCAAUGGAGCCGUCGUUUUUGAAGUACCAUUGAAGGCUGAUGAGUUGACUGAAUAA
This is a messenger RNA of Lithohypha guttulata, 1791 nucleotides long. RefSeq names its product pre-rRNA processing protein (gene RRP9). Gene Ontology annotation, molecular function: protein binding; U3 snoRNA binding. The record is from RefSeq and is a predicted model, not a curated record. The coding region runs from base 1 to 1791 and encodes 596 amino acids. Gene Ontology annotation, cellular component: small-subunit processome. Lineage: Eukaryota; Fungi; Ascomycota; Eurotiomycetes; Chaetothyriales; Trichomeriaceae. The transcript has a single exon.